UUUGAUCAUUAAUAUCCGUGUAUUUUAUUUUUUAACUUAUUGACGCUACAAACUUUGUUGAUUAUUGAGUAAACUUUUAGUUUAUUAACCUAAACUCAGGAAGUAAAUUUUCAAUUCUAUUAUUCGUGUUAGUUUUUUUUUUCUUUUCAAUACUUAUUGCAAGUGAUUACUGCAAUAAAUGAACUUUUGUUUUUACGUAAGAAGGUAUACCUAUACUUGCGGAUUUAGUAAAAUUGUAUUAAAGUCGCGUCUUACUUUACGAAAAAUCCAAAUCGCUAAUAUGGGAUUACUAACUGAAGGUAGCCCACUUUCUUGGGAAGAAACCAAAGCAUUAGCGGAGCACGUACGGCAUCAUGGCAUCGAGCAAUUUAUUAACCUAUAUAGAAAGCUACGGGAACGCACUGGUGAUGUUCUCAAAUGGGGAGAUGAGGUGGAGUAUAUAAUAGUAAAAUUCGAUGAUAAAAAUCAACGAGCCACAGUUAGCUUAAGAGCGGAUGAACUUCUUCCUAAACUACAAGAAAAAGAACUGGAGGAUCCACAAAACGUGAAAUCACUGUGGCGCCCAGAAUAUGGUGCAUAUAUGGUCGAGGGCACUCCAGGCAAGCCAUAUGGCGGUCUUUUGGCUCAUUUUAAUAUAGUAGAAGCUAAUAUGAGAUAUCGUAGAAUUGAAGCAAGUAACCUAUUAAAAGAGGGUGAGGUUAUAAUGAGCAUCACAAAUUUCCCAAGGCUUGGCUGUCCAAAUUUUACCAGUCCGCCGUAUGCCGCAAAACCUGACAGGGGCGUGACAAUGUCGCACUUUUUCCCAGAUGAAGGUAUAUUCUCCGGUCAUCCUCGGUUUAAAACACUAACAUCAAACAUUCGUAAGAGAAGGCAAGAAAAAGUUGCCAUUAAUAUUCCCAUUUAUCGUGAUGUAAAUACAAAAAUCCCAGUUGACGAUUCUCAUAAACUAGAGCCCGGAGCGGCUCAGCCAGACUCCAUUUACAUGGACGCAAUGGGUUUCGGUAUGGGCUGUUGCUGCCUCCAACUUACAUUCCAGGCUUGUUGCAUUACUGAGGCUCGCACGCUCUACGAUCAACUCGCGCCACUGUGUCCAAUCAUGCUCGCUCUGUCGGCCGCGUCGCCUAUCUACCGCGGCUUCCUCUCCGACGUGGACUGCCGCUGGAAUGUGAUCUCGGCGUCGGUGGACUGCCGCACGCGCGAGGAGCGCGGCCUCGAACCUCUCAAGAACAACAAAUUCCGCAUACAGAAGUCCAGAUACGAUUCGAUUGAUUCGUAUUUAUCUCCAGACCAUGAAAAGUACAACGACAUCCCGAUAGUGCACGACGCGGCCAUCUACCGCCACCUGCGCGAGGGCGGCAUCGACCACCCGCUGGCCUUGCACGUGGCGCACCUCUUCAUACGGGACACCGUCUCGCUCUUUACAGAGAAAGUGCACCAGGACGACGAGAACGAUACCGACCACUUCGAGAAUAUCCAGUCUACGAACUGGCAGACGAUGCGAUUCAAGCCGCCACCUCCGAACUCUCCCAUCGGCUGGCGCGUCGAGUUCCGCCCGUGCGAGGCGCAACUCACGGAUUUUGAGAACGCGGCUUACGUCUGCUUCGUCGUAUUGCUGACCCGAGUUAUUCUGUCGUAUAACCUCAAUUUCGUCAUGCCAAUCAGCAAGGUGGAUGAGAACAUGCAGCGCGCGCAGCGACGGGGCGCGUGCACUGAGCAGCGGUUCUGGUGGCGCCGCGACGUGGGCGCGCCGCGCACCGUGGCGCCCGACGCGCCCGCCGCGCCCGCCGCGCCCGCCGCGCCCGACGCGCCCGACACGCCCGACUGUGACCACUAUCUAGAGAUGACCAUCGACGAGAUCGUUAAUGGAAAGGAAGGUGUGUUUCCGGGCCUGAUUCCGUUGAUUGAGUCGUAUCUGUCGGGUAUGGACGUGGACGCGGACACGCACUGCUCGGUGCAGCAGUACCUCAAGCUGAUCCAGCGCCGCGCCGCCGGGGAGAUACACACCAUGGCCACCUGGAUGCGGGACUUCGUCACCAACCACCCAGAAUACAAGAAAGAUUCAGUGGUGACGGAGAAAAUAAACUAUGAUCUACUUAAAACCGCUCACGGCAUCCAGACGGGCUCGACCGCCGCGCCCACGCUGCUGGGCGGCAGCACCGCCUCCAAGACCAACGAAGACAUUCCCAACGCAUUUAGGAGGAUGUUGAGCAAGGACUGCUCCUAACCGCAUCCUCUGUCUCCCGUAGUGCCUUGAGCCCUUGACGCGCAUAUUUAUUGCCUAUGUACUUGUUAUAGUAGGUUCGCCUUAAAUAGUUUAUAAUCUUGUAUGGGUGUCUGUCUACUUUUGAAGAUUUUGCAGGAUGAAAAAAACGAUACGGAAAUACUUCGCUUCAUAUGGGACUUUUAUCUUAGAACUAUUGAAAAAUAAAAUUGUGGUAUGGAUCAUUUCUAUUACUAAUCUUUGGUUGAUAUUGUUUUGCAGUACGAAUACCAUUCAAUGAAUAAAAAUUGUUUUCGUGUAAAGUGUAUGCUAAACUUUUUAUAGUAUUAAAAUCGAGCCGCCA
Messenger RNA from Vanessa atalanta (red admiral), 2564 nucleotides. RefSeq names its product glutamate--cysteine ligase (gene Gclc). Gene Ontology annotation, biological process: glutathione biosynthetic process. NCBI's taxonomy places the organism in Eukaryota, Metazoa, Arthropoda, Insecta, Lepidoptera, Nymphalidae. Gene Ontology annotation, cellular component: glutamate-cysteine ligase complex. The coding region runs from base 179 to 2224 and encodes 681 amino acids. The transcript has 11 exons. Gene Ontology annotation, molecular function: glutamate-cysteine ligase activity. The record is from RefSeq and is a predicted model, not a curated record.